This is a messenger RNA of Ostertagia ostertagi, 600 nucleotides long. The record is from the annotation of a GenBank genome assembly. NCBI's taxonomy places the organism in Eukaryota, Metazoa, Nematoda, Chromadorea, Rhabditida, Trichostrongylidae.
AUGGCAACCGAGCCGCCAUUGUCAAUGACCGCUAGCGAAUCUCAUGCUCGAAUCACCUCAUUAGAUGUUCAAGAUGUGUUCGUCAGCUCGGAGGCGAACGAGCUCAAAGCCGACGUGGAAAUCGUCAACGACAGUAAUCUGGCUCACUCCGCUCAGGUAGUAUUUCGAGGUUACGUCCGCAACGGGAACACUUUACUCUAUGAAUUUCUCCACGAACAAGUUUGGAUCCUUAUUCAACCGUCAGAAUCCAAAACACACCAAGUCGCGGUGGAAGCCUGGCUGCCACGAUUCCCACCAUCAAUCAAGCUUCAGAAAGACUUUCAAGUGGAAUAUUCUGUAAGAGCUACUGUAGAUCCAUGGUUUCAAAACAGUCACGUGGAAAGGAUAUUCACUGUUGCCCGACGGCUGGUCUUAAAAAUGCCGCACAUGAGCUGCUAUCAGAAGCGGCUCAUUAUCAACAAAUGCGUGAAUCAUGGAGGAUGGAACCACAAAAAAUGUAAACCAAUAAAUGGCGAGAUAUGGACAGAAAAAGGGGUCUAUUCAUUUGGUGAGACAGCAAGGGUCAGCUGGCAACUGCAACUGGACUCGAAACUGGAAAAG